UUUUUUCUGUUCUAUGUCCCAUGUGGCUCUCCUUCGGGACAUGUGCUCGCUGCUGAUUGUAGCCGCGAACACACGUCUGGGCAAGAAGAAAUACUCUUACCAACGAACACCAUCCAGCGGGACUUUGUACAAUGACACCAUAAGCGUUCCAAG
This is a messenger RNA of Pelobates cultripes (western spadefoot toad), 153 nucleotides long. NCBI's taxonomy places the organism in Eukaryota, Metazoa, Chordata, Amphibia, Anura, Pelobatidae. The record is from the annotation of a GenBank genome assembly.